Messenger RNA from Parasteatoda tepidariorum (common house spider), 1551 nucleotides. RefSeq lists its product as uncharacterized. The record is from RefSeq and is a predicted model, not a curated record. Lineage: Eukaryota; Metazoa; Arthropoda; Arachnida; Araneae; Theridiidae.
UUUCCAGACAUCGCAAAUAUCCGUUUUAUUUUUAGACGCAUUCACAAAAGACCUUUGAAACGGAAAUUAUUUUUAGAAAUACGUCAAUUCUGUGAAGAAUGGGCGGGUGUAAUCUUGAAUAAUCGAAAAAUUUUCAAAUUUAUAAGUGUCUUAAGAUUAAUUUAUGACUCAAAAUUUGGUCAAAGUUUCUAAAGAUAAUUUAUAGUAAUUAGAGACAUGGAGGAUCUUGAAAUCAUUUAUAUUGAGAAGUUUCAGAGAUUUAGUAUCAUUAACUUGCUCUAGAUGUACAAAGCACUCUUUAAAGGUUCUUUUAUUUGUUUAUAUUUACAGCUCUGAAAAAGAUGAAGUUUACUAAAGAAGGAAAUAUUCUUGUGUUAUUUUUGAUAAGCACACUAUUAUACAAUGUUGACUGCCGUCACAUCCAAGAAAUCUCACAAACCAAACAGAGGGAUAUCAACUGUUUGAAGACUAACAUCGACGACUAUUUGGACAAUGUUUUGAAAAGAGCUAGCAAAGAGCUUCCAGACCCAAUGAGGUUGCCACCAAGAUCAGCUGUUGUUGAUUUGAAGGAUGGACUCACGUGGGGUUUGUCGACGCUUGCAAAGCUGGGAAAUGCAGUUGUUGAUUGUGAUGGACAGAAUAUCACACUAAAAAUCAAAUUGACAGUCGAGGAACUAAAAGGAAGGUAUACGUGGAUUAAGGAGACGCGUAGGAGACACCGGGAAGGAUAUGUCACUUUCAUGUCAAAGGAUUUUGCAGCAGAUGUCAUUAUCACCAUCAAAAAACAUAACGGCGAAGUUGUCCAUCCUCAUCUUGAAAGACUUGAGAUCAAGAAGUUCAAAGACGUCAAGGUGGAGAUUACUGGAAUGGGACUCAUUUCUUGGGCAUUGGGAGAAAUCACUACCCUGUUGUCCGGUGUAUUUCAAAGAACAAUUGCUAGCGCUGUCCAGAGUCCACUUGCAGAGGCGAUUGAAAGGCAGAUGAGGGAUAUAAAUAUUGCUUGAAAUGUGGCCUUUUUUUCAAUGAAAAAAAUUAAAACCUAAACUUUUGAUUGAAACUUUUAAUACUGUCACAUUUGUGAAUAUUCGGUUAAAAGUAAUUCAGUUGAAAGGCUGAAGAAAAAUAGAAUUGUAAAUACUUGUAAAUAGAUUUUUAAAAUAAAAAGCAGUCUAGAAGAACAUAAAAGGUGUUUUGUAACCAUCACCCUUAAUUUAUUUUUUCAGAUUCUUCUUUCUGAAAAUUACGCAUAAAAAGUAUGACACAUUGGGCAUAUUGAUAUUAUCAUUUAUAAACAAAAAUACUAUUGAAAUCUAUUGCUUGAUAGUUUGGUGCAGUAUCAUGCUGCUUCUAAUAAUUGCCCUUUUACUCUAUAACUCUUCCCCUGGUCAAUCAAACAGGUUUCAAUGUUCUCAAUCUCGCAGUUAUCAGUAUCAAUUCGUUCGAUUUUAAUAGCGUUCUUAUUUAUUCCCCUAGCUUGAGGUAUCCAACUAGUUUCAAUAACUUUUUUUUUGCAUAUUAAUAUAAAAUCUUUUAAAACUAUUUUAUUUGUAU